AUGUGCAUGUAGGAAGAAAUGACUCUUGCUUCAGAGGUGGUGCCAUCCAGAGCAUGGAUGCUGCAUGUUUAGUUAAUUUGGGAAAGCUUGCUUCACUUCUACUGUUCUCCCCCACCCUUAGCCGCCUGCUGUUUCCCGUGGAGAUCAUGAAACGGCGUCGGCUUGCUAGCAGCAGUGAGGAUUCUGACGACAAUGGCAGUUUGUCUACAUGGUCCCAGCAUUCAAGAUCUCGACAUCGGAUGACUUCGUGUUCCAGACAUGAAGAUCGAAAACCCUCUGAGGUGUUCAGAACGGACCUGAUCACUGCCAUGAAGUUACAUGACUCCUUCCAGCUGAACCCUGAUGAAUACUAUGUGCUGGCAGACCCCUGGAGGCAGGAGUGGGAAAAGGGAGUUCAGGUGCCAGUUAGCCCAGGGACCAUCCCAGAACCAGUAGCCAGGAUUGUGUCCGAGACAAAAGCUAUCACGUUUACACGUCCCAGGAAGUACAUUGUUUCGUCAGGUUUGGAGCCUCCAGAGCUGGGCUAUGUCGACAUUCGAACCUUAGCAGACAGCGUGUGUCGCUACGAUCUCAAUGAUGUGGAUGUGGCAUGGUUGCAGCUUGCCAAUGAGGAGUUUAAAGAAAUGGGGAUGCCAGAGCUGGAUGAGUACACUAUGGAAAGGGUCAUAGAGGAGUUUGAACAGCGAUGCUACGAUAACAUGAAUCACGCUAUCGAGACGGAGGAAGGUCUUGGGAUUGAAUACGAUGAAGAUGUUGUCUGUGACGUCUGUCAGUCUCCAGACGGAGAAGAUGGCAACGAGAUGGUGUUUUGUGACAAAUGCAAUAUCUGUGUGCACCAGGCGUGUUACGGGAUCCUGAAGGUGCCGGAAGGCAGCUGGCUGUGCAGGACCUGCGCGCUUGGCGUUCAGCCCAAGUGUUUGCUGUGUCCCAAGAAGGGUGGUGCCAUGAAGCCGACCCGGAGUGGGACCAAGUGGGUCCAUGUUAGCUGUGCUCUGUGGAUUCCCGAGGUGAGCAUUGGCAGCCCAGAAAAAAUGGAACCUAUUACGAAGGUUUCUCACAUUCCCAGCAGCAGAUGGGCAUUAGUGUGCAGCCUUUGUAAUGAAAAAGUUGGGGCUUCAAUACAGUGUUCAGUGAAGAACUGCAGAACAGCCUUCCAUGUCACCUGUGCGUUUGACCGUGGCUUAGAGAUGAAGACCAUACUGGCAGAGAAUGAUGAGGUCAAGUUUAAGUCAUACUGUCCCAAGCACAGCUCCACCAAGAAAGCGAAUGAUGAGUCCCUCAGUGAAAGCCCAGGCCAGCAGAAUGGGAACGGGCUUCAGGGCAGCUCUCUUCCUGCCCAUGUCGACCCCUUCCACAGCAUCGAUCAAAACCAAGAGGAGGCCCACAGAGUCAGCGUCCGCAAGCAAAAGCUCCAGCAGCUGGAGGAUGAGUUCUACACGUUUGUUGAGGCUUCAGAAGUGGCUAAAGCCCUGCGGCUGCCUGAGGAGCCUGUGGGAUUCCUUUACCAGUAUUGGAAGCUGAAGAGAAAAGCCAGUUUCAAUAAGCCCUUGAUUACCCCAAAGAAGGAUGAAGAGGACAACCUGGCCAAGCGAGAGCAGGAUGUUCUGUUCAGACGAUUGCAGCUCUUCACACACCUCCGGCAGGAUCUGGAGCGGGUACGUAAUCUCACUUACAUGGUGACUCGAAGGGAAAAAAUCAAGAGAUCUGCUUGCAAAGUUCAAGAACAGAUAUUUAAUCUCUACGCAAAGCAGUUGGAACAAGAACGAGUUUCAGGUGUGCCUUCUUCAUUCUCCUCAACAACGGAAAACAUGGUGUUGUUCAACAGUCCGUCUUUGGGUCCUGAUGCCCCUAAGAUAGAGGACUUGAAAUGGCAUUCUGCAUUCUUCAGGAAACAAAUGGGCACAUCUCUAACGCACUCUUUGAAAAAAUCACACAAGAGCGACAGAGUAAGAAAUAGCUCUGGGAAUGACAGCAAAUCCAUGCUGAGGCAGCCCAGCCAAAGGGAAGAUGGUGCAACUCCAGGAGGCUUUAUAAAUUUUGACAAGAGCUUUUCGGAAGCACGGGUUGCAUCAGCACAGCAGAAAAAUGGCAUAGUUAUACCAGACCACAGGAAAAGGAGAGACAAUCGGCCCCAGUGUGAGGUGAUCAAGGCAGAACUGAAGGAGAAGACUUCUAAACACAACCACAAACCGCUGAGGCCCACAGAACUCUCUCAGAGGCAAUCAGAAAAUAAGAGGGCUGUGAACCACUCCAGUGGUAGGACAGCACCUGGCACAAGGAGGGAUAUAGUGCCUAAAUGCAAUGGAGGUCUUGUCAAAAUAAACUCUAAUCAGACGGUAGUUAAAGUGCCUACGACGCCCACGAGCCCGGUGAAAAACUGGGGCGGAUUCCGAAUUCCAAAGAAGGGGGAGCGACAGCAGCAGGGCGAGAGCCCCGAGGAGACCUGCCGCCAGAACUCCAGCUACCCCUACCUGGGCGUGGGCAGGGUUUCACCGAAGGACAGGGCGAAAAGCAAGCUCAAGCCCGACAGCGAGAAUGAUGGGUACGUCCCUGACGCCGAAAUGAGUGAUUCGGAAACCGAAGUGGCUGAAAAAAAGUGCAGACAGCAGAGGCUCAGUCCCAACAGCACGAUCAACAGGAGGACGGACAUUAUUAGGAGAAGCAUCCUGGCAUCCUGACCCGCCAGAGGGAUGUAGUGUCAGCACCGUGGUCGGUAGAGUCACUGCCUACAAGCCAACUCCACAUUAUUUAUUGGUGUGAGAGGGGAGAUUUCUUAGAUGUGGCUAUAGACUGACAAAUUGAACCUGUUAUUCCUGAGCUGUAUAAACAUGUUUACAUGCACUUAAAACAAAAGUUUUUUUUGCCCACCCCCCAACCUAUUCUGUGAGAAAUUUGAACCUUUAUCUGCAAUUUUCCUGAGGAAGCAGAGAAAUGACAUCACUAUUACAAUAGGAUUUGUGAUGAACACUAAAAUAACUCUCUAAACUUUAGAAGGGGCUAGGGUGGGUAGGGGAAGGUAGGCUGCAUUCAUCCCUGUUUAGCUAAACAGUACUGAUAAGAUACUUUUUGUUUCCUUCCUUCCCCUUCCUUCCAAAAAAGCACAAGCUGUUAAUUUAACUAGAGUGUACUAAAUCAAAGGUGGUUAUUUAACCGUACUGCACUGCUAAACCCCCUUACAAAUGGUCACUUUCCUUGGAUGGUGGUAGGUCUUUGUCCUCUGUCUGUAGAAUGUUUUUUGUUGCAUUCAAUUUGAGCGUAUGGUAGCUCAAAACCCUCCAUAAACUCCAGAGUUUACAUGUAAAUACAUCUAAGAGAUGGCCAGAUAUAAACAUGAUUUUAUACUGGAGAAAGGAAGCGACAGGUCAGGGCAGCAGCUGCCUUAGUGCAGCAGUUUGAAAAGACUCAGACUGAGCGUGGAGAGAAUUCCUGAACGGCUUAGUUUUGAGCAGACAGCAGGCUUAUGGGUUACUGCACCCUGUGGAUUUAUUUAGUCACCUGCCUCCUGGAAUACAAUGACAAUUCAAAAAAAAAAAAUAUUCUAAGGCACUAGUCAGUAGGAUUUCCCAAAGCCCACCACAUAUGCACUAAUUGUAUGUAUUGGGAAAGCCAGGCUUAUGACACUAAAGGAUUACUUUAAAAUGGACAUAAAUAUAUAUUUUUAAAGAGAAUAAAAUGGAAAGGCAAUAAAUUGUGAUUAGCUCUUUACAUUCAAAUGAAGAAAAAUUAUUCUAUUCUGGACUAGAUUUGAUGGAAAAGGGAGCUCACAUUCUGAUUACAUACUUUUUUGAAUAAUUGCAAAUGGCAAUAACUAGUAAGCUAUCAGCAAUAAUAUUAACAGUUCAUUAGGAUACUGUUUGUUUUGUACUGAGUAGAGUGCACACAUAACAGUGGAUUGUUAGGAGCCUCUAAGUGUUGGAAUUCUGCAUAGAUUUAAGUCAGGUAUGUACGAGUUAAAAGACAGUUUAAGCAGCAAUGUACUACAGAAAUACAGGCAUAAAAAGAGCCCCCUCCCUUUUCUACUCCUAGCCUACUGUUAUCGUAUUCAGUUAUUUUUUAAUGUUAUACCCUUGCUUCUUGAGCAGGGAAAAAUUUUAAAAUACAGUAGAACUCUGCCAUAACCAAGUCUUCCAGAGGUUUCAAUCAAAAAAAAAAAAAAAAAAAAAAAGGCUUACUAACACCCUGUCUUGCUAUGCAAGUUAUCACUUAAAUGAAUAUUCUGACAGAAAGUGGCCCUGUCAUGUUUUAAAACUUGGAAGUCUUAACCUUUUGAUACCUUUUAGGAUGAUGAUGAAGAAGGGAAAUUUCAUUUAACACAGUGUACUUUUAAAAUACCAUUGCUGCUCCCAAGAAAUUAGGUUAACCUCAUGAUUUGGCCAGAUUAAAGUCUAACAGGGCACUGGUGAAUCUGAAAUUACGUAGUCAUUCUUGGGAUAAGUUAAAAUAAGAGUACUUACUUGAUCAGAAAGCAACAAGACAGGCAAAAGGUAAAUGCAAGUAGUUCUAUCCAACAUAUAGCAACAUUUUCUAGGUAAGAAUUGUUAGUUUCUGAAGAAGCUUGUGACACAUAGGGAAUUGUUUGUCAAGCCAUAGAUGGAAUAAUCUAAAUUUUGAUUCUAAGUAAACAUUUAACCUCACACCAGUUUGAAAGAGGUACCUGAUUAAUUUGCACUAUUACGAAUGUUAGCAUUGUGCAGAAUUAAUGCCUUAUCUGUUUUGCUCCCCAUCGUUUAGGUUAAUAAGCUUUUUAACGUUUCAAGUUAUGCUGAACCAAAAACAAAAAAAGCGCUUUUCCCCCCAUCCCCUAAUUACUAAAAGCUGUAAGAUGGCUGCAGUAUGACCAGCUCUGUAGGUUAGUUUUGUAUCCCAUGCUUAGUGUUCAGCAGAAGAGGUGUCGUAAGUACAGCAGUGACAAUAAAAAUCCACCCCAUGUAUUUUAUUGAGAUAGAACCAUUUGCUGAAUUUUUAUUUUUUUUUAAGCGUUACCUUUUCUUGUGCAGACUGACCAAGAAAUCUUUGAUUAUGAUUGGUGUAUUAUGUCAAACUGUAGGCUAGUUAAAACUUUUGUAAAGUUGCCUGGAAUGUCAUUUGUUAGGUUAUAAGCUCACACAAAUCUAAAUGAAGGGUUAUAUGUGUUGUGUACAAAUCUUAAUUUCAGAAAUUUGAAAAAAAUGUCAUUACAUUUGUAAAACCUUGUACAGAAGAUUUUUCACUAUGUGCCUAGCUUUGGUGUCCAUUCAGCUAAAAUUAAUUAAAAAGGUGCAUGAAGAGAAGCAGAUAGAAAUAAAAAGUAUAUGUAGAGAUGACUAUUUUAUAUUACAUGGCCCAAUCCUGUAUUUAUUUGCCCCCUUUUUUGAAGUAUUUAUAAAGACCUAGUUGAAGACAGCUGUAUUUUUUGUUAAAAUAUUCAGUAGAAUUGUGCCUUUUUGUCUGUAUGUGAAUAAAUGCUGUACAUUUUUGCAAUAGGCUUGUAGCCAUGUUUUAGAAUCUACACUGAUUAUUCUGAGUUUUUGCAUGAACACUUACUGCAGUGAUUUGAACUACUUUCAUAGUUAAAAUAAGCAUUUAAUUUGGAUCACUACAGCUAUUAAAAAUAUGUA
Messenger RNA from Rhea pennata, 5597 nucleotides. It is a transcript of the gene JADE1, whose product is annotated as jade family PHD finger 1. NCBI's taxonomy places the organism in Eukaryota, Metazoa, Chordata, Aves, Rheiformes, Rheidae. The record is from RefSeq and is a predicted model, not a curated record. Gene Ontology annotation, cellular component: histone acetyltransferase complex. The transcript has 11 exons. Bases 54 to 2678 code for a protein of 874 amino acids. Gene Ontology annotation, biological process: regulation of transcription by RNA polymerase II.